AUGGCGCUGCUGGGCGGGCAUCACGCGGCCGCUGGCCCUGAGCCGCUGCUGUCCCGUUGCCAGGAGCAAACGCCUGGGGAUGCCCAGCCCGGGCCGCUCGAGGGGCGCUCAGGGGCCGUUCCUGGCCCCGGGCCGAGCGCUGACAGCCGCGUCUCGCCGGCAGGGAAGGCGCAGCAGGCCCUCCAGGAGCAGUACCGCCUGGGUUCGCUGCUGGGCCACGGCGGCUUCGGCAGCGUCUGGGCGGCCACACGGCUCUCAGACCGUGCCCCGGUGGCCAUCAAAAGGGUGCCACGGAACCGUGUCCGGCAUUGGGGUGAGCUGCCCAACGGCACCAGCGCACCACUGGAGAUCGUGCUGCUGCACAAGGUCUCCACUGGCUUCCCUGGUGUCGUCCAGCUGCUGGAGUGGCUGGAGCUCCCCAACGACAUCAUUAUCAUCAUGGAGCGCCCGGAGCGUUCUCAGGACCUCCAGCAUUUCAUUCGGGCACGGCGGUUCCUGUGCGAGGAGGUGGCGCGGGAGCUGUUCCGCCAGGUGCUGGAGGCCGUGCGGCACUGCACCAGCUGCGGGGUCCUGCACCGCGACCUCAAGCCAGGGAACAUCCUGCUUGACCUGGCCACCGGGCAGGCCAAAUUGAUCGAUUUUGGCUGUGGCACCUACCUACAAGACACAGCCUAUACUCACUUUGCAGGAACACCGUCAUACAGCCCCCCGGAAUGGAACCAGUUUGGCUGGUACUAUGGACAGCCAGCUACCGUCUGGUCCCUGGGCAUCCUGCUGCACCAGAUGGUGUGUGGGGAGCACCCUUUCAGGAGGGGCCACAAGAUCAGCUGGGACCAUCAGCUCUCGCUGCCACCACGGCUCUCUCAAGAGUGCCAAGAUGUCAUCCGGCGGUGUUUAUCCAUGCUGGAUGUGGACCGGCCUUCAGUAGAAGACCUGUUCAGUCAUCCCUGGAUGCAGGAUAGUCAUCUGCCAUAG
Messenger RNA from Prinia subflava (tawny-flanked prinia), 975 nucleotides. Its product is annotated as serine/threonine-protein kinase pim-1-like. Gene Ontology annotation, cellular component: cytoplasm. Gene Ontology annotation, molecular function: protein serine/threonine kinase activity; ATP binding. Lineage: Eukaryota; Metazoa; Chordata; Aves; Passeriformes; Cisticolidae. The transcript is spliced from 6 exons. Gene Ontology annotation, biological process: negative regulation of apoptotic process; protein autophosphorylation. The coding region runs from base 1 to 975 and encodes 324 amino acids. The record is from RefSeq and is a predicted model, not a curated record.